GUAGGUAAGAUUAUGUUCACCAUGUUGGAUCAAGUGUUUAUCCUGUUUACCUUGUGAUCAGUUGGAUCAUGUCAGCGGAGCGUCAUCGUGCUGGAGUGUGAAGGACCCGCAGCCCGGCUCCCGACUCGCCGCGGUCAGCCUUCCUGACACCGACAGGAGGAGGAGGAGGACUUCGAUGUGGAGAUGAAGCUGCCCACUCUGUUAGCUAGCUCCGAGCUGUCAGGUUAAGAAACUCUCGCCUUCGCACGGGCGGCACGCAAAUUUAUUUAGCCCACGUUAAAGAAGAACUUUUUGUCACAUUGUUAUCACGUCUCUCUGGACCUGCACUUAUUUCGAGGACAGAGCGAAACAGCCCGAAAACAAAGAUUUCGUCGGAAAAUCAAGUCAUCUAGAAGGAACUAUGAGGGCUCGUUCUCUAAUGUUUUGAGCAAUGGUCACAGCCCCUCUGCUCGGGCUGAUGAUGGGGGUUUCUCUCUAAACAAACACUUCCAUGUGAGUGGAUGGCGGUGGCUCGGGCCUGUCUGUCUACUUGCGUCUGCUGUUGUAUUAUCGCCUUAGCCGGGAUACAUCCCCUCUGCACCGGAUCUGCGCCGUUAAUCACGGCUCGGAGAUUACCUCUGUUUACGGAGUAGCUACCUCGCUCUGCGCGCAAAAAUACAUAAAUAGGAAGAGGAGUCCGUUUGGAAAAACAGAUGCAGUUUUCCGGCUGCGCGGAGCCCCCUUUAUGGGAGGAUUUGCGGCGCUGGUUCGAAGCCUGUGGAAAACUUUGGCACUUGUUUUAGAUGAAUGUUGUUCCCAUGUGACGGGCUCCUGAUCACACUGCUGUGGAAUCAACACGCUCUACGAUGGGAGACAUCCAAAUCCAACAACUUUAUUUAUUCAGGGGGGCUCAGGUUUACUUCCACUAAUUAUUUUUGAUGUGUCAAGUUUUUCAAAUAUUUUGUUUUUACACUUGACACGGCUUUAAAUUUUUAGCAAAAAUAUUUUUAGUUUCAGAUCACUGAGAGAAAACUGUGGCUGAAGUCCUUUAACUGCUUCUUUUUCUUUUUUUUUUUAAGUUGCAUUGUGAUAAACAUUAUGGCAAACAGUUUUAUUUACAUUUUGUGUGAAGAUUUAAAGUAACUUAUGGUUAGUCUUUUAAAGCCAGAAUCUGUUUUAUUGAUUUUUCAGUGUAAGGGUUCAGUCUGGUAGUCUUAAUCACCACUUUCUGACCCAGUAGACGUUUUGUUUGUUUUGUUUUGGGUUUUUUUGCCUUGCUGAAUGGCUCUUUGCAGCACAACUGCCACAAACGUUCCAAAAAUGAUGACUGCUUACAACGGUGGCUCCUCAGCAGUGGCUGCUCAUCACCAUCACCAGAUGCAGCACCUCCCGCCUCCCCACAUGCACCAUCACCACCACCACCACCAAGCAGGACAGCAUCACUUGCAGCACCCGGGUUCUGCUGCAGCCGUGCGCACGGUGCAGCAGCACACAUCCACUGCUGCGGCUGCAGCGGUGAUGCUCAAUCCUGGCCAGCAGCAGCCCUACUUCCCGUCUCCUGCGCCUGGACAGGCUCCAGGACCUGCUUCAGCUGCAGCUCCAGCCCAGGUUCAAGCCGCUGCUGUCAAGUCUCACCACCACCACCACCACCAUCAGCAGCAGCAAAACACGCAUCACCUUCAGCAGCAGCUUGACAUAGAGCCUGAUCGGCCCAUCGGCUACGGUGCGUUUGGAGUCGUCUGGUCGGUCACGGAUCCCAGAGAUGGAAAGCGAGUGGCUCUCAAGAAGAUGCCCAAUGUCUUCCAGAAUCUUGUUUCUUGCAAAAGGGUCUUUCGGGAACUGAAGAUGUUGUGCUUCUUCAAACAUGAAAAUGUACUUUCUGCUUUGGACAUACUGCAGCCUCCACACAUCGACUACUUUGAAGAAAUCUAUGUUGUGACUGAACUUAUGCAAAGUGACCUCCAUAAGAUCAUUGUAUCACCACAGCCUCUGAGCUCAGAUCAUGCCAAAGUUUUUCUGUAUCAGAUUCUUCGGGGACUUAAAUACCUACACUCUGCUGGAAUUCUGCACCGAGAUAUCAAACCUGGCAACCUCCUGGUCAACAGCAACUGUGUGCUCAAGAUCUGUGAUUUUGGGCUCGCCCGUGUGGAGGAGUUGGAUGAGUCCCGGCACAUGACUCAGGAAGUUGUGACGCAGUACUACAGAGCACCAGAGAUCCUUAUGGGCAGCCGGCACUACUCCAACUCCAUCGAUAUUUGGUCUGUGGGCUGCAUCUUUGCAGAGCUGCUCGGUCGGCGCAUCCUCUUCCAAGCUCAAAGUCCCAUUCAGCAGCUGGAUUUAAUCACUGACUUACUGGGGACGCCUUCUAUGGAGGCAAUGAGGACAGCAUGUGAAGGCGCACGGGCACACAUUCUCAGAGGAACUCAUAAGCAGCCAUCCCUCCCUGUGCUGUACACACUGUCUAGCCAGGCAACCCAUGAAGCAGUUCAUCUGUUAUGCAGGAUGCUGGUGUUUGAUCCAUCUAAGAGGAUUUCUGCCAAGGAUGCUUUGGCUCACCCUUACCUAGACGAGGGUCGACUGCGCUACCACACGUGUAUGUGCAAAUGCUGCUACACCACAUCCUCCGGCCGUGUUUACACCAGUGACUUUGAACCGGUCACAAACUCCAAGUUUGACGAUGGUUUUGAAAAAAACCUGACCUCUGUGAGGCAGGUCAAAGAGAUCAUCCAUCAGUUCAUUUUGGAACAACAGAAGGGGAGUCGGGUGCCGCUCUGCAUCAACCCUCAAUCAGCUGCUUUCAAGAGCUUCAUAAGCUCCACAGUAGCUCAACCCUCUGAAAUGCCUCCGUCUCCGCUUGUGUGGGAAUAGAUGCUGCUGUGCACCAUCCCUUUCUCCCGCUGACCCGUUGGAACCCGAAAGCACCUAAAAAUUACGUAGCAUUUCACUGGAGUGAAGAACUUGCGGCUCUGAUCUAUUCAAGUGGACACAUGGAGAAAACGACUGAUACCUUUUGGAUUUGAAGUCUCGAUGUACAAAUGAAUGGGACAGCAGCUUGAUAGAACAAAUGUUGAAGGUGUACUAAUGUAUUAGUUGCUGAAUAUACAAUAAAAUCUUCAGAAAACAAAGUACAAUUGUUGAUGAUCAUACCCAAUACUUGCAAAGAUGUAUAGAUUUUUUUUUUUGCUAGAUGUAAACUACUUACAUUUAUUGCAAACCGUACACUUUGGCAUAUUCCUGUUAUUACAUCGACCAGCAAUGUUGCAAUGGUUCUUUAGAUCCCACGUUGCUUCGUAUCCAGACAAUCAACUGUAAAUGUGUCUGUAGAAUGGACAGAUACCCCAAGUUUUACUAAAAAAAAACAAACAUGCUGUGAGAGAUGUGAAAAAUGUUUAAACUUUGGCUGCUGGAAGCUUUUGUCUUUUUUUUCCCCCCCUUCAUCAAAUGUUUAAUUUACCAAAGAUUAGGAGCCUUGUUCAGGAAUUAUGCAGUGAGGUGAUCAACGGGCCGCGUGUACAAACAGCACAUGCUUUCUUAAUGGGUAUUCAUCUGCACGGAUUUCACGUCAUGCAAAAAUGUAGAAGGAUAAGCGUAUAUUUUAUAGAGGGAUGCUCCUGAUGUUCCAAGUGGUUUCAGUUGGAGGAGUUCUAAAGAUUCUGCCAUCAUACCUUCCUUGCACGAUCACUUACUUCUGUUCGGAUGUCCUGGUUCUGUUCAGAUUCUCAGAUUCUGAUGGAUCAGUGGUUCCCACUCCUUUCACUGUCACUACUCCUGUUCCUGCAUAUUAAGCCAGAAGUUUCCAUCCAGCAAAAAAGUUUAAAAGACAGUUGUCACUAAGUAAAUGUAGGGCAUGGGUGCUCAAGUCCAGUCCUCGAGAGCUACCAUCCUGCAACUAUCAGAUGCAUCCCUGCUCCAACACACCUGAAUCAAAUGAAUGACUCGUUACCAGGCAUGUUCAUAGCUGAGCCUGGUCUAUUGGAGUGAGGCUGCAACUAAAAGUUGCAGGACGGUAGCUCUCCAGGACUGGACUUGAGCACCCCUGAUGUACGGGAACUUGUGAAUUUAAAGAAAGUUCCAUUUAAAAAAAAACUGGCAGUUAAUAAAUGGAUAUAAUUUAUGUAAUUCUAACUGAUCUAACAUGAGACCUUUGGUCUGAUUUUAAUUCAGAAAGCAAGGAAGAAAUUGUUUGUCUUUUUAAUUGGUUUAUGUAAUUUUCUUUUAAAUACAACAAUGUUUUAAUACAAAUAUUUAUGCAUUCGAAUCACUUUGCAGAAUAUUUUGCUGAUCUUGGCUGUAAUAUUUGUGAUGGAAAGUUAGACUUUUAAGUAAAGCUGCUAAUGUUAGCGGUAUGCUACUGAAUAACAUUGAACAUGUGGAGUCUGUGUUCUUUUAUUGGACAUUUGAAUUGGGUUAGAAUUACUCUAAGUAAAUAAAAAGAAAAAUACAGCAGAACUUUUUCCAAACCCGUUCAAAGUGACUGUGCAAAGAUUCUCACACAGGACUGCUUUGCUCUUGGGCCAGCAAUGAUGUCGUUUCUAAGACUGGUUUUGUGCUCAAACUUGCAUGAACAGCAUAUUUUGUUCAGAACUUGCUUCUAAAUUUCAGGUUUCAGUGGAGACUUGAUAUACUGGAAAGAAUAUCCAACUUUUUCAUUUUUUGGUCUGUUUGUACAUGUUCGUUUCUAACCGUCAUAGUCGACCACACCUCGACAAAGAGUUUAUUUAAAAACUUAAAAUAUGCCCUGAGCAACAUUCCGGGUCAGAACCACUGCAUUGCAGGAUUAGAGCACCUCUUUAUGGAAGGCAUUUUGUGUAUCCCAAAAAUAAUCCACAGUCUGAAUCCUAUCAGCAUUUUAGGACCGCUACCUGAUUACAAUUUUCUCUAACAGCAGAGUAGUUGUAUAUGAAUUCAUAUGGUGAAUCACUGGCAUGAUUAUAAUGGUACCAUUCUUUAGAUUUCCUUUUGGAAUCAAUUCAAUCUGUCAGCAUUCCUCUGGAAUAUUCAGCCCUCCUCUAAAAGCUGCGAUGUGUGUGAAGAACUCAGAUCUCAGUGAUUAUUAGCCCUAAAAAACACUCGCAUUGUUUUCGACAUGCUGUGUUGUGGUGAGGUUGGAAUAAAACACAUUUGCUUCGUCGAUUCGCGGCCUUAAAGAUUGAAUCUUUGUGAUUGUAAAUGUAGUAGCAGAACCUGUCAGUGGAAGAAGAAGUCAACAACUUCCUGUAGAAAAGCAAUAUCUGUAGAGUGGUGUGAAGUUGGGUUUGCCUCUUUCCUGAUUUUAUUUAUUUAUAUAUAUAAAAAAAAUACUCAUUUCAACACAAACAAUUUGGAUAUUUGUCAACGACAUCAUUAUAAACACAUAAUGCCGUUUUUAAAUGUUCAUUAUUAAGGGAGGAAAAACAUACAAACCUGCAUUUACCCUUUGUGAAAAAGUGAAACCAACUGCAGUCAAGCAUUUGCAAUAGUUUGUGAUGAGUCUUUUCCAUCUCUGCUUUAAUUUUGAUUGUUCUAAUUCAGUCACAUUGACCAUCAAUGCUCUUCGUUCAGUUUUCCUUCAGCCAAUCAGAGGUGGACCUGCUGCUGUGUUGUGGGUCAUUGUCCUGCUGCAGAACCAGCGUUGGUUUCAGCGAGUUUAGUAGAUCCCGAAGCAGCAAAACAGCCUCAGAGCAUCACUCUGCCACCACCAUGUUCUUUUUCCAAAAUGCGGUGUUACUUGAACCACUGUUAACACAUCUGAACAGACUUUUACUUUUUGUCUCAUAAUUCUACAGAAUGUUUCAAAGACCAUUGAUGCUCUUUUUGCCCAGCAGUGGUUUUCAUUGGGGAAUUCUGCCAGCCAGGCCCUUUUUAUCCAGUCUUUUUUGUUUGUUUUUUUAUGACGAAAGCAUGACCUCUGACCUUAUGUGUGGCAAGUGAGGUCUGCAGUCGAUAGGAUGUUGUUGAGUGUUUUGUAAGCUGUUGGAUGAGUCGCCGCUGUGCUCUUGGGGUAAAUUUGGUGGGAAGCUUCACCAUAACAGAUGUCGUCUCUGGAGUCCAAAAACGUUAAAAACUACUUUGUAACCCUUCUCAGACCAAUUGAUCUCGAUUAUUUAUUUUUUUUCUUAUUGUUUCUGAACUCCUGUGCAUCUCUGCAUGAUGUUUAGCCUUUGAGGAUCACUUGGUGUACUUCACUUUGUCAGGCAGUGACUUGCGAUCAAAGCGACGUCUUGAUUGGAAUGAUGAUGAAACAUGCGUAAGUGGGCGGAGCAAUCACUUUUUCACACUGGGCCUAGAAGGUUUGAAUUUUUUGAGGGGGUUGUUGCUUGUCUUGUCUCUGACUUACAUUGAAAUUGGUUUGGUUUGAAGUGAGACAAAGAUGCAAAAAAAAAAAAAGUGAAGAAAAAUGGAAAUCAGGAAGGGCAAACACUUUGUCACACUACUGUGAAAAAGUGGUGAGAGAAUUUCAGUGUGGAUGUUUCACUUUGAAUGAACAUGAUCAACCCUUUACCUGCCACGGAGCAAAUGCAGCAGCCAAUGAGGAAGGAGCCCAGCCGAGGAAGCGGAGCUGGAGCUCAGUGUUGCCGUUGCCCAAUAGCAACGCUCAUUCAGUUGUCAACCAAUCACAACGUUUAGGUUUUAAACAAUGUAAUUAUUUUGUGUGAACCUUGUUGCCUUCCUGUCCCACAUGGCCCUGACAGGCUCGUCGAUGCUUGAUUGGAGAGCAGCUCAAUUUAAUGUCUUGGUUCUUGAGCCAGUUUGUCUAAAGUUCUGUUGGAGUGAGUUGCAGGUCCACAAUCUGGCCUCUCAGAUUUUUACAGGGAAAAUAAAAGUGGUUUUCACUGUGAUAGUAACACUAUAUGUCAGUGUUACUGAAAAUUCUCCAAACUGUCAAAAAAUAUAAUAUAAUUAUAUACAAUCGACUAUAAACCUAUUCAUUAUAUACAUUUAUUGAAAUCAACAGUAACUUAAAAUAUUUAUGGUAGAUAUUUCUCAGAUAAAAUGUAACUUAAAAUAUUUAAGAUAAACAUUAGUAGGACAAAGACAUCAUCCAUGUCUUUUCAGUUAAUUACGUUUAUCGCAGAAAUAUGUAAUUUCACAGAAAUGAGUUUAUCACAGAAAUAUAGUUUUGAGGGGAGGACGGCGGUAGGAGUUCGCUCUGCAAUCGGUCAACUGCUGGUUCAAUUCCCGCUCCACCUGCCCUGGUCGUUUGUGUCCCUGAGCAAGACGCUGGUCAUUGGUGUUGGGCUGAUGGUGCCGCUAUAAUCCAGCAGCUUGUCACCUGGCACUAUUGGACAUCAAUCAGAAUAACGCCUGAAAAGUAACACUGCAAGAGUUCAAGCAUCUCUAUAGAGCAAAAAUAUAUUAACAAUUGAAGUUGUUAAUAAAGUUUACUGUGUAACUCAAUUUAACUCCAAUUACAGUAAAAGCAACUCUGAAAAGUUAACACUGAUCAGUGUAACUUUGACACUGUACAGGGCUGGACCACAUGCUCUCUGGCUCAGUGUUGAAAUGGACAUUAUCAGUGUUGUUUCCACACUCAUUUUACUGAGCAUCACUAGUUGGAAAAGAAUAACUGAUUAUAUGAAAAUCGAGUGUUUAACAUAUAGAAUGGCAUAAUGAUUGAAACGUGUAACAACCCUGUUAGUGUGAUUAACCCUUUGGAAGGAAAUGAAAUUAAGUGGGCGACUUCAACAAGCAGGAAGUCUGGGAUUGUACUUUCUGCUCUUCAUUAACCCCACUAAUCAUUAGAACUAAACGAUUGAUGCUCCUGGACAGUCGAACCGUCUCUAAAACCAAAAGAUUAAAUCCAGCUGCUUUCUACUUUCCAACAGCUGCAGAGCAGAGAAUCGCUGAGCUUGCUCUUUGGUCCACUGUGAACUUGGUUUCACUACACGUCUUCACAAUCCUGUGAAGUUUUUUGCCCUGGGCUGUUCUUUCUGUUUUUCCUAAGUCAUGUUUGGUGUCUAACCUGUUUUAGGUUUGCAUUUCUUUUUGUCGAUGCUUCCCUGUGGGCAGCACAUGUUGCUGACCAGACUCCAAUCCUGGUGAGGUUAAAAAAAAUGUUUUUUUAAAUCCCGACUCCUUAACGCUGCAGAACCAGAAUGUACCGAUAGUCUUUAUUCUACCUAUUGUAAUUAAGAACUGUGUGCAGAUUAGCUCCAUAUAUCCUUUUCAUGCAGAUCACUGUUGAUGAGUGACAAGUACGUGAGUGAAGAAUUUCACCAUAAUAGUUUUCCAUAUUGCCGAAAGAUCACUGUAGAGAUGAAAUAAUUCAGUUUCAGUUCAUGUUUAUAUAACGCAUACUCACUACAAAUACUCUCAUAUAACGUACAUGUAAUAUACUUUUACAGCUGUUAUGUAGUGUUGGUUUGCAUGUGAUCCUCACACUUUGAGUAACUGUGUUGAUAAUAAAUAGAGAAGCAACUCUGCUUAAUCAGCAUCACUGUAUUGAAACUGUAUUAGCCUGCCUAUUUUAGAGGCUUUAGAGUUUGAUUUUAUUUUUUAAAUCUACAAAUGUAUAUCUAUAUAUUUAGAUUUUUUUUUAAAAAUCUUGUAAGUACAGUAUUAAGCAGAGAAUACAUGAUGUAUAUACCACAGAGAUGUACAAAUAUCCAAGGAUAUGUCUUUUGUUAUUGUUUUUAAUGAUGUUCUUAUAGCAACACUGUGUGAAUAUGUAUAAAGGGUUUCCUGUUUCAGUCUCUACCUCUUGAUCUCACUGACCUUGAGUUAUUUAUCCCUUUUUAAAUUCAUGGAGAUGAGAAUAAUUAAACAGCUGACUGUUUAUUCAA
Messenger RNA from Poeciliopsis prolifica (blackstripe livebearer), 8741 nucleotides. It is a transcript of the gene nlk2, whose product is annotated as nemo-like kinase, type 2. The transcript has 11 exons. The record is from RefSeq and is a predicted model, not a curated record. Gene Ontology annotation, biological process: protein phosphorylation; intracellular signal transduction. Gene Ontology annotation, cellular component: nucleus; cytoplasm. Gene Ontology annotation, molecular function: MAP kinase activity; ATP binding. NCBI's taxonomy places the organism in Eukaryota, Metazoa, Chordata, Actinopteri, Cyprinodontiformes, Poeciliidae. Bases 1261 to 2847 code for a protein of 528 amino acids.